UGUGCUACAGGCAGGCAGAUGUUUUCAGUUUCGUUUUCGCCGAUCCAGAUUGCAGAAAUGAAAGUGAAAGAUGGAGGGAGUCCGAGCGGAGAAAUGGAGGAGGAGAGACGCAUCUGCAAGAACUGCAAGAGGGAUGUGGCUGCGGUAAACUUCUCCCUCCACGAGGCUCAUUGCAUGCGGUUUCUUGCUGUUUGCCCCGAAUGUGAGGAACCGGUUGCUUCAAAGGACAUGAAAGAACAUCUUGCCAAGGCCCACCAACAGGUCAGAUGCACGCUCUGUCACGAGAUGAUGCAACAGUAUCUGCUGGAGCACCAUGAGGCCGAAGAAUGCCAAGAGCGCUCAGUUAAAUGCCACUUUUGCGAGCUGGAGCUGCCAUUCCGUAAGCUGCAAUCUCACCUGGAUGCGUGUGGCAGCCGCACCACGAUGUGUUGGGAUUGUGGCAAAUACAUCAUGCACAAAGCCCAAGAGGGGCACAAGCUCACCUGCCAAACAGGCAACAGGCCGAGGGCCCCUGGUGAGUUUCACACCUGUUUCAAAACAAAUUUAUGCCAGCAGUGUAACAAUUGGUUUCCAGCAGAUCAAUAUCUACACCAUCUGAACGAAUGCAGUUCAUCUCCCGAGCUCCUGGGAUCUCUCGCCACCCAUUCUGCUGCAAGAUCAAGGUCUCCUCCAUCUCCACAGAACCCUCCAACUGCAGCUCCUCCUUCCCCUACUUGGAAGAUGAAGGCCGAGAAGGAUGUGCGCCCCAAGAGGAGGGACAGAGAAUUGCCUUCUAUCGAAAAAAUAUCUCUGAGGUCUCCAAGAAGCAAAAAGGCAUCUGGCUGCGAGGCCUUCACCUCCAUCCUGACCUCCGCUGGACCACAGGCCCUCAAUGACACGUAUGACCAGCUGGUCACAUGUUCCCAGUGCAACAUCCUUCUUCCGAGCCCAGUCCUACAGAAGCAUGAGAAAAAGUGUCAGCGGGCAGUUUCUCUACAAGCAAUUCGACGGAGCCCACGAUUUUUGGAAAAAGAAGGAGAAUCCACGCAAACCCCACCAGAAGGAAAUAACGGGCAAUGACCUUUCUCAGCGGCUGAACUGGCCCUUUUCGUUCCAGCAGGAUCGGGUUCAGUAAAACGCCUUGCCAUACCCUGAUCUGCCUUUUUAAGAAUAAAAGAGCUACAGUUCACAACCAAGACUGAGCAUAAGCACCAUUUGCGG
This is a messenger RNA of Notechis scutatus (mainland tiger snake), 1200 nucleotides long. Lineage: Eukaryota; Metazoa; Chordata; Lepidosauria; Squamata; Elapidae. The record is from RefSeq and is a predicted model, not a curated record.